Necator americanus (New World hookworm) is the source of this 798-nucleotide messenger RNA. RefSeq lists its product as uncharacterized. Bases 1 to 798 code for a protein of 265 amino acids. The record is from RefSeq and is a predicted model, not a curated record. NCBI's taxonomy places the organism in Eukaryota, Metazoa, Nematoda, Chromadorea, Rhabditida, Ancylostomatidae. The transcript is spliced from 4 exons.
AUGGCAUCGGCAGCUGUCGCCCAGUCUGCUCACUAUCUCUCCUCUACAAGCUCUCUACAAGGUGCUCACGCACCUACCGAAACCGCUGUGGACGACAGUAAGGACGCCUUCUAUGAUGAACUCAAUGCGUUGAUGUCUAAAAUACCAAGCCAGCAGGUGGUCAUUGUUGGAAUCGACGCAAAUGCGAAGAUGGGACUCGAACAGCAAUCCGAUGUGCUAGGAAAAUGGUACUAUGCAGCGGAGCGCACGUCGGACAACGGUGACCGUCUGCUCGACCACGUUCUGGAGAGGAACAUUCCUCAGUCAGAUAUCGGAAAAUCUAGAGCUGUUUGGGACGUCGCGUUCGACACUGGCCACCGUCCAGUUCUUCUCAGUUUCAAGAUACGAUUCCACAAAAGAAACCGAGAUCCCCUUCAACUGAAAAUCGACGUGGCAGGUCUGAAAGACGAAGAAUGCAGAACGGAACUCCGCCAACGUGUGUCUAUUCAUGUUGGAGUACGGACCAAGAAGAAGCUUAGCGAUGGGGAUUCCUUCACAAAGUGCAUCCAGGACGCUGCAAGGGAAACGCUCCCGGUUCUAUUGCCGCAGAAGAGAAGGAAGCUGCGUCGUCAACUGCAACAAGACCGUGAUAACGAGUGGACGUCAAGAGCGAUGGAGUUUGAGAAGGCGUGGGAGUACAGGAACCUGCGGAGGGCCUAUGGUCUACUAAAACAGUAUAGCGACAAAUUGAGCAACCCUUCCAAUUUGGAGAGAACACUUCAAGACCUUGCUGAACCGGCUAGCACCGUCAGAUCCUGA